GGUGCGGCACAGAGGAGCGGUCGCAUCACAAGGUGACCCCAGCUCCCCACCGCCACCACCGCCGUCACCAUCGACAUCGCGCUCCGGCCGCUCCGCGCCCAUUCAGUCGCCUGGCUUCUCUUUCUCCCUCCGGCAGCCAAGAUCUGUCGGAUCUCUGGGGACCCAGGGAGCCGGGGGCUAGGAGCUCACUUGGGGCUUUCCCCCUCCUCCCUCUAGAGAGCCCUGGGAUGGAGAGCCGAAAGGACAUGGUUAUGUUUUUGGAUGGGGGACAGCUUGGCACUCUGGUUGGCAAGAGGGUCUCCAAUUUAUCCGAAGCCGUGGGCAGCCCGCUACCGGAGCCGCCCGAGAAGAUGGUGCCCCGUGGUUGCCUGAGCCCUCGGGCCGGUCCUCCGGCCUCCCGGGAGCGCAGCGGGGGAGGCGUGGAGGAGGAGCCGGACGACGGACUAGCAGGAAGCGCUGCGGGGCCGGGCACCGAGCCGCGGGCAGCCGGGGCAGCCGUGCUUGGCCCCGGGCCUCCGGCCCCCUCUGCAGACAGCAUCUCGGGCCAGGGGCAACCCAGCAGCUCGGACACUGAGUCGGAUUUCUAUGAAGAAAUCGAGGUGAGCUGCACCCCGGACUGCGCCACGGGGAACGCCGAGUACCAGCACAGCAAAGGGCCGGGCUCCGAAGCAUUGGCCAGCAGCCCCAGCAGCGGUAGCGAGGCCCCCAAGAGCAACGGUAGCGGCUCACAGGGCGCCCUGGCCUGCAGCGCCAGUGACCAGAUGCGCCGUUACCGCACUGCCUUCACCCGGGAGCAGAUUGCACGGCUGGAGAAGGAAUUCUACAGGGAGAACUACGUAUCCAGGCCACGGAGGUGCGAGCUGGCUGCCGCCCUAAACCUGCCAGAAACCACCAUCAAGGUGUGGUUUCAGAACCGGCGCAUGAAGGACAAGCGGCAGCGGCUGGCCAUGACGUGGCCACACCCGGCCGACCCCGCCUUCUACACGUACAUGAUGAGCCACGCGGCGGCCGCGGGCGGCCUGCCCUACCCCUUCCCGUCGCACCUGCCGCUGCCCUACUACUCGCCCGUGGGCCUGGGCGCCGCGUCCGCCGCCUCGGCCGCCGCCUCGCCCUUCAGCGGCCCGCUGCGCCCGCUCGACACCUUCCGCGUGCUGUCGCAGCCCUACCCGCGGCCCGAACUGCUGUGCGCCUUCCGCCACCCGCCGCUCUACCCGGGCCCGGCGCACGGACUGGGCGCCUCGGCCGGCGGCCCCUGCUCCUGCCUCGCCUGCCACAGCGGCCCCGCCAACGGGCUGGCGCCCCGCGCCGCCGCCGCCUCGGACUUCACCUGUGCCUCCACCUCCCGCUCGGACUCCUUCCUCACCUUCGCGCCCUCCGUGCUCAGCAAAGCAUCCUCCGUCGCACUGGACCAGAGAGAGGAGGUGCCCCUCACCAGAUAAGGGGCUGCCCGCGGGCUGCCGGCUCCAGGACGCCCGUGGGGGCCCCCCGGGGACUCAGCCAGUGCCCCUCCCCGCCCCAGGGCACCAAGGGGGAACGAAGAGGGCCGCAAAGGACC
Messenger RNA from Molossus molossus (Pallas's mastiff bat), 1555 nucleotides. RefSeq names its product even-skipped homeobox 1 (gene EVX1). The record is from RefSeq and is a predicted model, not a curated record. Bases 228 to 1439 code for a protein of 403 amino acids. Gene Ontology annotation, cellular component: nucleus. The transcript is spliced from 3 exons. Gene Ontology annotation, molecular function: RNA polymerase II cis-regulatory region sequence-specific DNA binding; DNA-binding transcription factor activity, RNA polymerase II-specific. Gene Ontology annotation, biological process: regulation of transcription by RNA polymerase II. Lineage: Eukaryota; Metazoa; Chordata; Mammalia; Chiroptera; Molossidae.